CUCCAGGUGUGUCCAAACCUGCAGCAGAUGUCUCUGGGCUCAGUCACCGCGGGGCCGGAUCUCAACCGCCGCGUAGCGCAGGUACGAGGGACUUCUCGUUGACGCACCACGAUCCGCCGAGUGAGUGAGAUACUCUCUGUUUACAUUUUAGUUUGGACCCCCCACCCCCCACCCCUCACCCCCUCAGCCCCUCACCUCCAAAACCGCGGACGAAGCGGCGCGUCGGAGAGAGGGACACACUGAAUCGGUCCUCUUGAAGUCAUCUCGCCGCUUUCUAACCCUCCUGGGUUUUUUUGGAGGGGGGAGGGGGUUGGGGGGGGGUUUACGCACGGGGAGCGCUCGGAUUUAUCGCAACCGGGGCGGCUGUGCGCGCACAAACCCGUGGGAUGACGCACCUCGGCGGCGGAUUCCCGGGGUGAAAAUCGGGCUCCUAAAUGUCAUGGAUAUGAAAUCCCAGCAGCAGCAGCAGCAGCAGCAGCAGCAGGUCGAGCGAACAACUCAGGAGGUUUUACCGGGCCGCGUCUCUCCGUCUAACGACCGCACGCCGAGGUGCCCACGUUGAUCGCUAGCCGUUCGCCAAGGGGAGCAGAGAGGAGAGCAGAGCAGAGCAGAGCAGCCAUGUCCAGGACGCUGAAGAAGAAGAAACACUGGUCCGGCAAAGUGGUGGAGUGCGCGGUGUCAUGGGGCAACCUGGGCGACUUUGGCACCGUGGUGGAGGUCCUCGGAGGAGCGGAGCUGGGCCAGUUCCCGUACCUGGGCCAGAUGAAGCUGGACGUGCUGGCGUGUCACGUGGGGAAGCUGCCCUACUACGGCGACGUCCUGCUGGAGGUGAACGGGACGCCCGUCAGUGGACUUACAAACCGGGACACCCUGGCGGUCAUCCGCCACUUUCGGGAGCCGGUUCGCUUGAAGACGGUGAAACCAGGUAAAGUAUUGAACACGGACCUGCGCCACUACCUCAGCCUGCAGUUCCAGAAGGGCUCGCUGGACCACAAGCUCCAACAGAUCAUACGGGACAACCUCUACCUGCGCACCAUCCCCUGCACCACGCGGCUUCCCCGGGAGACAGAGGUGCCCGGAGUGGACUACAACUUCAUCACCCUUGGAGACUUCAGGAUCCUGGAGGAGAGCGGACUCCUCCUGGAGAGCGGCACCUACGACGGUAACUACUACGGGACCCCGAAGCCGCCGGCGGAGCCCAACCUGGUGCAGCCGGACCUGGUGGAUCAGGUGCUGUUUGAUGAAGACUACGGUGGCGAGAUCCCCAGGAAACGCACCACCUCCGUCAGUAAGAUGGACAGGAAGGACAGCGCGGUCCCUGAAGAGGAAGACGAUGAUGAGAGGCCACCGCUGGUCAACGGACUGCCUGAGCACAAAGAGGGCGCCCACUGGAGGAAAGCGGUGCCCAGCUACAACCAGUCCAGCAGCGCCAUGGACUUCCGCACCUGGAGCUCUCUGCCCCGCGAUGACAGCCUGGAGCCCCUGCCCCUCAACUGGGAGAUGGCUUACACUGAGACCGGCAUGGUCUACUUCAUAGAUCACAAUACCAAGACGACCACGUGGUUGGACCCCCGCUUGGCGAAGAAGGCGAAGCCCCCUGAGAAGUGCGAGGAUGGGGAGCUACCUUACGGCUGGGAGGAAAUUGACGACCCGCAGUACGGCACAUACUACGUCGACCACAUCAACCAGAAAACCCAGUUUGAGAACCCGGUCCUGGAGGCAAAGAAGAAGCUGAGCCAGGAGACGGCUGUGAUCCAACAAGCCGCAGCAGCACCUUCCCAAGGUAAGGGAGGCGCGUUCGGCUUCACCUCUGACCCCAGCGAGCUGCAGGGCGAGCUGUACCACACGGCGCUGAAGAAGAGCUCCCAGGGGUUCGGUUUCACCAUCAUCGGUGGCGAUCGCACUGAUGAGUUCCUGCAGGUGAAAAACGUGCUCGCCGACGGCCCGGCCGCCCACGACAAAAAGAUGGCGUCCGGUGAUGUCAUCGUUGAGAUUAACGGGAUUUCUGUGCUGGGCAAAACCCACCCGGAGGUGGUGCAGAUGUUCCAGUCCAUCCACAUCAACCAGUAUGUGGACAUGGUUCUUUGCCGCGGCUACCCGCUCCCCCCCGAUGUGGAUCUGAACAGCGACGACCCUCUCCCGCCCCCGCCUCUCCCGCCGGCCACCCAGCCGCCGGCGGCGGCCCUGCACGGCGGGGAGGUGGUGACCGCCGUGCCCCUCAUCAACGGGCAGCCGCUGCUGGUGAAGGGCGACGUCCUCCACGGCUCCUCUCAGGAGCUCCACUACGUCACCACCGAUGCCAGCGGGCGGCCCGUCGUGGCGGCCUUGCCCAACGGCAGGCACGGGGAGCGGGGGGAGUCGGCCGCGGGGACGCUGCAGCCCGAGCUGGUGAGCGUGCCGUUGAUCAAGGGGCCCGGCGGAUUCGGGUUCGCCAUAGCCGACUGCCCGCUGGGCCAGAAGGUGAAGAUGAUCCUGGACGCCCAGUGGUGCCGCGGCCUGCAGAAAGGCGACGUCAUCAAGGAGAUCAACGGGCAGAAUGUCCAAACGCUCAGUCACGCACAAGUGGUGGACAUCCUCAAAGACUUUCCAGUCGGCAGCGAGGUCAACGUGCUUGUGCUGCGAGGAGGUCAAACAUCUCCUGUGAAGAGUCUUAGGCCUAGACAGGAAAUGACGACCAGUACGGAGACCUUGGACGGCACCGCGGACUCGGCCCCCCAGGCGCUGCCUUACCACUCCAACACGAGCACCCUGCGCUCCGCCGGCUCCCCCAAACGGGAAGCCACCGAGAUGUACCUGAAGUCCAAAGCCCUGCUGGAGAGCAGACAGCCUCACACCAAAGACAUCGAUGUUUUUCUAAAGAGAGACAUCGAAACGGGCUUUGGAUUCCGUGUUCUUGGGGGAGAAGGUCCACAGCAGCCAAAUAUCUUUCCCCAGGUGUACAUCGGGGCCAUUGUGGCCAACGGAGCUGCGGAGAAGGACGGCCGCCUGAGAGCCGGCGACGAGCUCAUCGGCAUCGACGGCGUGAUGGUUAAAGGUCGCUCGCACAAGCAGGUGCUGGAUCUGAUGACCAACGCGGCGCGUAACGGUCAAGUCAUGUUGACUAUACGCAGGAAGAUCAUCUACAGAGAUGCAACAGAGGAAGAGGCUCUGGAAAUGGCUCCGGUGCUUGUGAACGGUUCCCCCAAGCUACCUCGUCUGCCGAUGCCCAGCGCUCUGGACCACGAGUCCUUCGACAUCACCCUCCACCGCAGAGACUCGGAGGGCUUCGGCUUCGUCAUCCUCACCUCCAAGAGCAAACCGCCGUACGGAGUAAUUCCACACAAAAUUGGCCGGAUCAUCGAAGGCAGCCCGACCGACCGCUGCGGCCUGCUGCACGUCGGGGAUCGCAUCUCAGCGGUCAACGGGCGCUCCAUCAUCGAGCUCUCUCACAACGACAUUGUUCAGCUUAUCAAGGAAGCCGGCACAGUUGUCACCCUCACUGUGGUUCCAGAGGAUGAAUACAAGGGGCCUCCGUCUGGAGCCAGUUCAGCUAAACAAAGUCCAGCGCUGCAGCACAGAGCCAUUGGGCCGAGGUCCGCCCUGCAGGAGGAACGUUGCAACCUGGAGCUGGAAGAGAAGAGGGAGGGAGUCGACUGGUCUGAACACAGAAGCCUUUCACUCAGCGAGCAGGGAACGAUGUGUGUGACGGGACCCAACCAGGGCUGUCUGACGGUGGAGCUGGAGAGGGGACCUCGGGGCUUCGGCUUUAGUCUGCGAGGGGGAACCGAGUACAACAUGGGCCUCUACAUCCUCAGACUGGCUGAGGACGGAGCCGCUCAGCUGGACGGAAGGAUCCAUGUCGGAGAUGAGAUCGUGGAGAUUAACGGGGAGCCGGCACGCGGCAUUUCCCACACGCGGGCCAUCGAGCUGAUCCAGGCUGGAGGAAGCAAAGUGGCGGUGCUGCUGCGGCCUGGAGCGGGCCUGGCUCAAGACGGCGGUCGACGUGAUGGAAAACUCAUUUCACCCACAGGCCACAUGGGAGAAGUGUUUUUCUCCGAUACAUCACCACUGUCCCCUCCACAUGCAACCGGGGCUUCCAUCUUCGCUCCCUCUCCCUCCUCCAGCAAACUGAAACAUUCCCACAGCUGCAGCAACAUCUCCGCGAAGGGCGUCAGGCAGCGCAGCAGCAGGGGUUUAGGCUCGGUGCAGGAGAGGCGGGAGGUAGAAACGCGCUCUCCCGCCUCCCUCGAGCACGUGAACUUCUCCAAGAGGACCAGGCCCUUGAGAGACCCCCGAGAGCUAAGCAGCCCAAAGAAAACAGGGGAGACAUUUCCUCAAUCCAAAGAGCAACAUCGCAGGCCCAAGAAGGCCGAUAGUCCGGCACGGGAAGAGCCACAGAGCGGGACCGGGACGUCUCGGACGCAGACCAAAACAGGACCCGCCAGCCCCAGGAAGUCUCUUCCAGCUGGACGGCGAGCGGCUUCCACCCUGCAGCUGGCGGAGCAUCAACAAGGCCCUCAGAGGAGAUCGAAAGUCUCUGCCAGCAGCGAGAGUUUGGAUCACGAAAAGAGAAACGGCAAAGGGGGGAAUCUUGAGAUCAGGAGAUAUUCACAAGGACGGGAGUUGGCAGGGAGGGUGGACCAGGGGAGGCCUGUCCGGGAGCACGAAAGCUUCAAAAGGAGGGUGGAAGGAAGGUCUCAAACCCUCGGGUGCCAGCGGCCUGCAGGCGGAGAGGCCGAGAAAGCUGCAGGUAAAGACUCGGGGCAGAGAGACGCUAACGGGAAGUGUGAAUCAACAGAAGGCCGAAGCACCGGUAAAGAAACCAUCAAAAAAAGAGAAUCUCUGUUGUUUUUUAAAGAAAUGUGGAGUAGAAGAGGUUCCGUAGUUUUGCCAAGGGAGGCGAAAGGAAGAGAAGACACAUACUCUUCCUGCAAAGAUGUCAGGGGCCGAGAAGACACAUCGCAGAGCCCAAAGGGACCUAUUAACCCCGGCCCCUGGAAGGUGCCCAGCUCGGCCAGAAUCCUCUCCAAGGAAGAGGUCCUGCGUCACCCCUCGUGGUAGAACAUUGUGAAUAUUCAACAGCACCCUGAGCAAAUUGUUUUUUUUCCCCCGAGUGCUUCCAUGAAACAGAAGAGUGCGACGCGGCUCCGCUUUCGUUACCUUUGGCCCGUGUCCGCGGCGUUCGUCUUUGGGUCUUCUGACACGGGCAUGUAGCAGCUCCCCUCCGCCUUGCCCGCUCGCUCCAGCCUCCCGGACGUGGGACUUGGAGCGAGUGCGGCGCGCUCGGGGGGGGGGGCCUUUUUUCCCCCGCAAGGAGGCGUCCUGAGAUGCGAAUAUAUACAUACAUACGUGUGCCAAUCCUGGGAGCCUUUAGUGGAACCACAAUGGCCGACGGCGCUUCACCCAUCGCAAUGCAACGACCCAUAUGCAAAGAAAGGCCUCUCGCCCGUAGUAAACCCCCGAGUGUGACGGUCACCUCGGGUUUGAUUUGGCUUUCCGCCUCAUCGUGGCAUAUUUUGACUCUCUUUUUCUUUUUAAAUAGAAGUCUGCUCAACUGCAUGCAGUCGGCCUUUCUGUUUGUUUUACCGCACGUGUUCCGCGCGUCACCGACGACGAUCCCCCCUUUUUUCUCCUUUCUUAGUUCUCAUUCUCAACACCAGGCAGAUUUCUAAUACAAUCCAGCAAGCAUUCACUUUGCCCGGGGACUCCAGACUGUUUUACGAUUAUAGACAUGACUCUCCUCCGUACAAACUGCUCCAUUAGAAAGACCAGAAACUUGUGGUUUGAGAUCUUGUUUACUAUGUGUAUGAUAACCAACCAGUGUGUAAUUUAUUGAGAUGAAACAUUAAUGUGUGUACAUGUAGCUGUACCAAGCCAUUCCACAUUUUGAUAGAGACUUUAAAGAUUUUGCCCAUGUUAUCCGAUCUUUCACCUCUGUAUCGCAGUGGUAGGAAUUACCAUGGAUCUUGUAGUUCAUGAAACGUAAAAGUAACGUGCAAACCGCUGUACCAAAUGUUUGCAAUCGCUCAAAAUGUGUCUCAUGGUGAUAUAAUAUAUAUAUAUAUAUACAAAUAUAUAUAUAUAUACAUAUUUGAAUGUGUCAUGUUUUGCAGACUCUAACUUUUAAAUAUCUAUUGAAAUUCCAUUGCACUGCAUCUGCCCUUGUAGCAUAACAGAAAGCCCAUUUGUGAUGCCGACCUGCUACCAAUGAAAUUUUGUUAAUAUUGUUAUUGUGAUUUUAUAAACCUAUUUCAGUUUUUCAAAAAAAGGAAGAAAAAUAUAUAUUAUUUUAGGCUGAUUUACGUCACGAUGUGCAAGUUCUGAGUGUCCCUGAUGGUUUUACAUUUGCCGUGUACUGGGAAGAGAGAAAUGAGGGUUUGUAUGUGUAUGUCAUUCCUACUGUAUAAUUAUCAGCGUAGCUUGAAGGAUAAUGGAGCUUAGAGAGCGAUGUGGCGGCAUACAGAGAUCCCAACUUCUUACUUUCUUUUAGUGUCUUUAAGCUGGUGUCCGAAGAAAAAACAGUGUGUUCAAAGCAAUUUUACUGUUUCAUCGAGUGUUUUAAUAUGCUGUAAAAUCAGAGAAAAGUAGAAUAUAUUCAACACACCUGUUGAUACAAUCGACGAGAUCAAGAGAUAUUCAGAUGAGCUCAGGGAACACAGUACAGUAGCAAACGUGUGGCCAAAGCGGCGGUCAGAAGAUGGUUAAUGUCUGUGGUUGACUGUGAUAAGAGCUUGUGAUUGUAUACGGGAGGUUUCAGGGUCACAAUAUACUCGAGGAUACGCUGUGAGCCGAUGCGUCGGGGGUUUUUGUGCAAUAGUUGAAUGAGUAAAUCCAACCUUGACUGUCAGGAACAGGCAGCUGACUCUGGUGAGUCAAAUAAUGCCCUUUUUUUAUUGUUUGACCCCUGCACUGUUGUUCUCCGUUAUGCUUUUAUUUUGACCACGUUUCUGUUGUUUUGGUUUUAUUUGGUUUUAUUUUCUCUCUGUAUCAUACUGUGGCCUUGCAUCGCUUCAUUAGACAAAAAACAAUCCUCGUGGUAUCUUCUACAUUCUGUAGGAACAUUAGAUGUAAAUGUUUGUACAUUGUACAGCACCUUUAUAAAUACUUGCUGAGUGCUCUUUCGGGGAGAAAAAAUAGAGGUAUAUUAAAUGGCUCCAUUAUUUUUUUAUGUAAAGAAAGAGAAAAUAUUUAAAAAUGAAUUGAAAAGGAUAGACUAUGACCUUGACAUGGUGUUCCGUUCAUGCACUGAAAAAUAAAGUUUUACUGAAAACAUC
This is a messenger RNA of Gasterosteus aculeatus aculeatus (three-spined stickleback), 7253 nucleotides long. RefSeq names its product membrane associated guanylate kinase, WW and PDZ domain containing 3b (gene magi3b). Gene Ontology annotation, biological process: signal transduction. The record is from RefSeq and is a predicted model, not a curated record. Gene Ontology annotation, cellular component: cytoplasm; cell-cell junction. Gene Ontology annotation, molecular function: protein binding. NCBI's taxonomy places the organism in Eukaryota, Metazoa, Chordata, Actinopteri, Perciformes, Gasterosteidae.